This is a messenger RNA of Aethina tumida (small hive beetle), 1960 nucleotides long. RefSeq names its product nose resistant to fluoxetine protein 6. Gene Ontology annotation, molecular function: acyltransferase activity, transferring groups other than amino-acyl groups. NCBI's taxonomy places the organism in Eukaryota, Metazoa, Arthropoda, Insecta, Coleoptera, Nitidulidae. Bases 2 to 1945 code for a protein of 647 amino acids. The transcript has 12 exons. The record is from RefSeq and is a predicted model, not a curated record.
AAUGAAGGAGACAUUGUUGUUCCUAUUUUUAGUGUUCCUUAGCUGCGAUGGAAAAUUAUCAGAUAAAGAAUAUGCACAGAUGCCAGAAUUAUUUCACAUGGACAACUAUGAUAGAUGCAUGUUGAGAGGCGAUGAAAGUUUUUUCUGCUCAUUCGAUUAUCAACUGGAGCCACUGGAUUUUAAUAACGUUUCUGACACGUGGAAAAUCAUACAAGAUGCGAUUUCCAACAGAAUGAACUAUAGACAUGACAUAUUAAGACAUUAUAUUUGUAUCCGGGACCAAUGUCCACAUAUUCCCAUCAUGGAUGAGGAUGAUCCUAAACUAUGGAAGCUGAUUGAAAACUGUUACAAUGAAAAGUUUGUGCAUCAAGGACUAAAAGGACGAAUUACACGGAUGCUGUGUGACACUCAAAAUACUAAUAGAUAUCCUAUUGGUGUGUUUGAGAUUGUUGUGGCAAUAAUACUUAUUUUGUACAUUUCGUACGUUAUAUUUGCCACAUUUCUGGAAGGAGUACACAGGUACAAAAGUGAAGAAGAAUAUAACAAAUUUUUACACUCACCAUUGGGAAAAGCUGUUGCACCAUUUUCCUUAACCAUAAACUGGAUACGACUUAAAACAGUAAAGGAAAGUCCGGACAUUGAAAGGCUGCGAUGCAUACAAGGAGUUAGAACUUACAACUUACUUUUAGUUAUACUGUCACACACAGCAUUAACAAAUUUAGCAGUACCAGUUACAAACACAAAAUGGCCUGAAAGUAUUUCAGAUAUGGUUAUAAAUUUAUUUUUAUCCAGUGGACCUUUGUGUGUUUCAACGUUUUUCUUGAUGGCAGGAUUUUUGCUGGCCUACGGUUUGUUCGAGUAUUCUGAAGGAAAAAAAGAACUGAAACCCAAAGAAUUAGUACUGAUAUUUAUCAAUAGAUGUAUAAGACUAACACCUACAUUGUUGUUUGUACUAUUAAUUCAUGCAACGUGGCUCCCUCACAUAUCAAAUGGACCGCUUUGGGAUCAAAGUAUAGGCCAUGAGUACAGAAUUUGCAGGAAAAAUGGCUGGACAAACCUAUUAUAUCUCCAAACCUACAUCAAUAAGGAAGAAAUGUGUAUGAUGCAAACUUGGUAUUUGGGAGUGGACACUCAAUAUUUCAUCCUAGGUCUUAUCCUUAUGUAUUUUAUGAAAAAGUAUGAGAGUAAAAUUCCAUUGAUAUUGGGGUCGUGUUUAGGAAUCCACAUUAUUGUAACUUUCGCUGUGAACUACAUCAAUGAAUAUGAAGCCACUUUAUUUCCGGAACCAGAGGUAUUCUACGUUCUAAAAUUCCCUCACCUAAGUCAAUGGCAUUCCCAAUUAACAGCGUCCUACGGAAAUAUUCCGGGUCUAGUUAUUGGCAUGGCAUAUGGAUACAUAUACUAUAAAUAUAAAAAUGUCAACUUAUUCACCAAAAAGAUUUAUGUAGUAUUAUGGUGGAUAAUAUGUUUGUUGUUACCCUUAGGAAUUAUAAUAUUUCCAGGAUUAAUUAUCUACAACAUUAACACUGAAAAAAAUAUAUUUUGGGCAUCAGUGUAUGUAUCUCUUUGCAGAACAGUUUUUACCACUGGAAUAGGUUUGCUUAUUUUUGGUGUUUCUCAGGGUAUUGGAUGGAUAGUCAAAAUGUGCCUGGAAUGGAAACCAACUUAUAUUCUGGGACGAAUAGUUUACAGUUCAUUUUUAAUACAUGUGGCCUUAAUAAAAAUUAGACCAGCUUUAAAACGAUACCCUAAUUAUAUUGAUGAAUUCAUUUUGUUUAACGAUUGGCUGGCUGACAUUUUCAUGGCAUUCCUUGCUGGAUUAUUGCUAACACUGUUUGUUGAAAUGCCCUUAUCAGAGUUACAGAAAGUGUUUGUUCCGCAAAAGGUGACUAAGGAAAAGACACAACAACCAGAAAUUGACAAUAACAAUAAAAAGUUAAAAUAAAAUUAUACUAAUUAC